Molecule: messenger RNA, 5375 nt
Organism: Glycine soja
Lineage: Eukaryota; Viridiplantae; Streptophyta; Magnoliopsida; Fabales; Fabaceae
Product: putative ABC transporter C family member 15
Exons: 12
Coding region: 251-4804 (1517 amino acids)
Biological process (GO): transmembrane transport
Cellular component (GO): plant-type vacuole; vacuolar membrane
Molecular function (GO): ABC-type transporter activity; ATP hydrolysis activity; ATP binding
Source: RefSeq, a predicted model, not a curated record
UUUUCUCUCUGUAUCACACUAUUACUCUAUACCCACGUCGUGACAAAAAAAACAAAGCAUCAAUCAAAUUAAAUUCUAGCUUGGUGUGUUUUUGAAGGAUUAAUUCAGAACCUCUCACACAAUUCUGAUCUUUAAUCCAAUCUCAAACACCCUUAUGAAUCAUUCGCCAACCACAAACUCGAAGAUUGUGCUCGAGAUGUUGACAUCUAGAACUAAAAAUAGAAUUGGAGCUUCAAGUUGAGAAGCAAGCAUGCCUUUGGAGGACUUCUACAAGAUAUUUGGUGCCACCAAGUUCAAAAGUCUGUUUUGGACUUCAUGGCAGCCCUUAGAAUCAACAUGCUUGUUGGAGCAUAUUAUUUUACCUGUGGAACUUGGUUUCUUAGUGAUCUUGUUAUUCCAACUCCUAAGAAAAUAUGUGAGCCAGUUCAGCAAGCAAACCAAGGUCCCAGAUGGUGCCACAAAAAUGAUGCAUCCAACUGCAAUCAAAUUUGGUUUUGCAUACAAACUCACCUUUGUUUGCACCACAUUGUUGUUGGUUGUUCAUUCAUCACAGCUAUUGCUGAUGCUCAAUAAUGAGACUCAAUGCACCUCAAAACUUCAGGCCUUCACAUCAGAGAUAGUUCAAGUGCUAUCAUGGUCAAUUAGUCUUAUAGCAAUAUGGAAGAUAUCAAAAUCACACACAUAUUUCCCUUGGAUUCUGAGGGCUUGGUGGCUUUGCAGUUUCAUUUUGUGUAUCAUAACCACAGCCCUUCAUGCCCAUUUCAGUGUCAUCAACAAUGGUCAGAUUGGUUUAAGAGAAUGUGCAGAUUUCCUUGGUUUGCUUGCUUCGACAUGCCUUUUGGUUAUUUCCACAAGAGGGAAGACAGGCACUGUCCUUCUUGCCACAAAUGGUGCAUCUGAACCACUUCUUGGAGAGAAAGCUGAGAGGCAUUCAGAGUGUCUAAAGGAAUCUCCAUAUGGAAAAGCCACACUUCUCCAACUAAUAAAUUUCUCUUGGCUCAACCCCUUGUUUGCAGUAGGGUAUAAGAAACCCCUUGAGCAGAAUGACAUUCCUGAUGUUGACAUCAAUGACUCUGCUGAGUUUCUAACAUGCUCCUUUGAUGAGAGCCUUAGGCAAGUCAAAGAGAAAGAUGGCACUGCUAAUCCAUCUAUCUACAAGUCAAUCUACUUGUUUGCUAGGAAGAAAGCGGCAAUCAAUGCAUUGUUUGCAGUGGUAAAUGCUUCAGCAUCAUAUGUUGGUCCAUACUUGAUAACUGACUUUGUGGAUUUCCUAGGAGAAAAGGGAUCGCGCGGCUUGAAGAGCGGAUACCUUCUGUCACUGGCUUUUCUGUGUGCCAAAAUGGUUGAGACCAUAGCUCAGAGGCAAUGGAUUUUCGGUGCCAGACAAUUAGGCCUUCGCCUUAGAGCGGCAUUGAUAUCGCAUAUAUAUCAGAAGGGCUUACAUCUUUCAAGUAGAUCGCGGCAAAGUCACACGGGCGGUGAGAUAAUGAAUUACAUGAGUGUAGAUGUGCAGAGAAUCACAGAUUUUGUUUGGUAUGUGAAUGUGAUAUGGAUGCUGCCUAUUCAAAUUUCUUUGGCAGUGUUCAUUUUGCAUACAAAUCUAGGACUAGGUUCAUUGGCUGCAUUAGCUGCUACAUUGGCAGUGAUGACUUUGAACAUUCCUCUUACAAAGAUACAGAAAAGAUACCAAGCCAAGAUCAUGGACGCCAAGGACAACAGGAUGAAAGCCACUUCAGAAAUCCUCAGAAACAUGAGGACUUUGAAACUUCAAGCAUGGGACAGACAAUUUUCUCAAAGGAUAGAAGCACUUAGGCAGAUAGAGUACAAUUGGUUAAUGAAGUCAUUGAGGCAAGCAGCAUUUUCUGCUUUCAUCUUUUGGGGGUCACCUACAUUCAUUUCUGUGAUAACUUUUUGGGCAUGCAUGUUCAUGGGGAUUGAACUGACAGCAGGAAGGGUCUUGUCUGCAUUUGCCACGUUCCGAAUGUUGCAGGAUCCUAUAUUUAGCCUGCCUGACUUGCUCAAUGCCAUUGCUCAAGGAAAAGUUUCAGUCGAUAGGAUCGCUUCCUUCCUCCGCGAGGAAGAAAUCCAGCAUGAUGUCAUUGAAAAUGUUGCAAAGGACAAAACAGAAUUUGACAUAGUUAUUGAGAAAGGGAGAUUCAGCUGGGAUCCUGAAUCAAAAACUCCAACCAUUGAUGAAAUAGAGUUGAAAGUUAAGAGGGGAAUGAAGGUAGCAGUUUGUGGAUCUGUAGGUUCAGGAAAGUCUAGUUUGCUAUCAGGCCUUUUGGGAGAAAUAUAUAAACAAUCUGGGACUGUGAAGAUCAGUGGAACAAAGGCUUACGUGCCACAAUCAGCAUGGAUACUGACUGGAAACAUAAAGGACAACAUUACCUUUGGAAAAGAGUACAAUGGUGAUAAGUAUGAGAAGACUAUUGAGGCAUGUGCAUUGAAAAAGGACUUUGAGCUAUUCUCAUGUGGUGACAUGACAGAGAUUGGAGAGAGAGGGAUUAACAUGAGUGGGGGACAGAAGCAAAGGAUACAGAUUGCUAGAGCAGUUUACCAGGAUGCUGACAUUUACCUUUUUGAUGACCCUUUCAGUGCUGUUGAUGCUCACACUGGCACCCACCUCUUUAAGGAGUGCCUUAUGGGGAUUCUCAAAGAGAAAACUAUAAUUUUUGUUACACACCAAGUUGAGUUUCUUCCAGCAGCAGACCUCAUUCUGGUGAUGCAAAAUGGAAGGAUAGCACAAGCUGGAAAAUUUGAAGAUCUUCUAAAGCAAAAUAUAGGAUUUGAAGUUUUAGUUGGUGCUCACAGCAAAGCUCUAGAGUCAAUUAUUGUGGCUGAAAAUUCAAGUAGAACAAAUUUAAAUUCAAUAGCUGAAGAAGGGGAAUCUAACUUCAGCUCCAAGCCAAGUCAUCAACAUGUGCAAACACAGCAUGACUCAGUGCAAGACAAUCCUCCAGAGGGCAAAGGAAAUGAUGGAAAGUUGGUGCAAGAAGAGGAAAGAGAAACAGGAAGCAUAGCAAAAGAAGUUUACUGGGAAUAUUUGACCACUGUCAAAGGGGGAAUUCUGGUUCCUCUCAUUCUCUUGGCACAGUCUUCAUUCCAAAUACUUCAGAUUGCUAGUAACUAUUGGAUGGCUUGGGUUUGUCCCACAAGUAGUGAUGCUAAGCCUAUAUUUGACAUGAAUUUCAUACUACUUAUUUAUAUGGCACUCUCAGUUGCUGGUUCAUUUUGUGUUUUGCUGCGAGCCAUGAUGGUGUUAAAUGCUGGACUUUGGACAGCACAGACACUUUUCACAAAGAUGUUGCAUAGUGUGCUCCGUGCCCCCAUGGCAUUUUUUGAUUCUACACCAACUGGAAGAAUAUUGAACAGGGCUUCCACAGAUCAAAGUGUGCUAGACUUGGAAAUGGCAAACAGAAUAGGAUGGUGUGCUUUCUCAAUAAUACAGAUUCUAGGCACUAUUGCAGUGAUGUGUCAGGUGGCAUGGCAAGUAUUUGUCAUCUUCAUUCCAGUAACUGCAGUCUGCAUAUGGUACCAACGAUAUUAUACGCCAACAGCAAGAGAACUGGCUCGCUUAGCACAGAUACAAAUCACUCCAAUUCUCCACCAUUUUUCAGAAUCAUUAGCAGGAGCAGCAUCAAUACGAGCUUUCGAUCAGGAAGGCCGUUUCAUAUACACAAAUCUUCUCCUUGUGGAUGGCUUCUCAAGGCCAUGGUUUCAUAAUGUGUCUGCAAUGGAAUGGCUUUCUUUCAGAUUGAAUUUACUUUCAAAUUUUGUUUUUGCCUUCUCACUAGUCAUGCUAGUGAGCCUCCCUGAAGGAAUAAUCAAUCCAAGUAUUGCUGGGUUGGCAGUAACAUAUGGGAUCAAUCUGAAUGUGUUGCAAGCUUCAGUUAUAUGGAACAUAUGCAAUGCAGAAAACAAGAUGAUAUCAGUUGAAAGGAUCCUUCAAUAUACAAAUAUAACAAGUGAAGCACCUCUUGUGAUUGAAGACAGCAGACCACCUAGCAACUGGCCAGAAACUGGAACAAUAUGUUUCAAAAAUUUGCAGAUACGUUAUGCUGAACAUCUGCCAUCUGUGUUGAAAAACAUCACUUGCACAUUUCCUGGAAGGAAGAAAGUUGGUGUUGUAGGGCGUACCGGGAGUGGAAAAUCAACUCUCAUACAGGCCAUUUUCAGGAUUGUUGAACCAAGAGAAGGAAGCAUUAUAAUUGACAAUGUGGACAUAUGCAAGAUAGGUCUCCAUGACUUAAGGUCAAGGCUUAGCAUUAUUCCACAAGACCCUGCCUUGUUUGAAGGCACUGUUAGAGGAAACCUGGACCCAUUGCAGCAAUACUCUGACAUUGAAGUGUGGGAGGCUCUAGAUAAAUGUCAGCUAGGUCACCUAGUAAGGGCCAAGGAAGAGAAGUUGGAAUUCCCAGUGGUUGAAAAUGGUGAUAACUGGAGUGUGGGCCAAAGGCAAUUAUUUUGCCUUGGAAGAGCCCUGCUGAAGAGAAGCAGCAUAUUAGUACUAGAUGAAGCAACAGCCUCAGUGGAUUCUGCAACUGAUGGGGUGAUACAGAACAUCAUAAGCCAAGAGUUCAAAGAUAGGACUGUUGUCACAAUAGCUCAUAGAAUCCACACAGUUAUUGAUAGCGAUUUGGUUUUGGUGCUCAGUGAUGGAAGAGUUGCUGAGUAUGAUGAACCAUCAAAGUUACUAGAGAAAGAAGAUUCCUUCUUCUUUAAACUUAUAAAGGAGUAUUCUGGAAGAUCACAUAACUUCAGCAACUUGGCAACUCAACAUGUCCAAAGCAGGGAGCAAUUAUAGGACUUUAUGGAUAUUAACUAAUAUAUUGGAGAGGAACUUUGUGACACCCUCUACCCCACACAUAUAUGUACUAAUAAUAAAAGGAAUAGGAAUGCGGAAUUAAUUAAAAGUUUUAAAACACAUUUAAAUAAAAGCAUUUCAAAAAGGGUAAAAGAUUCACAUUUACUUUUCUAACAUCAUAAUAGAACUUGUUCAAAUAAAUAAUAAAAUCAUCUCGAUCAUACCCGGUUCGGCCUGGCCGAUCGGACCAGUCCAACCGGGACUAGUUUCACUAUUGGAUCGCUCAUGCAUGUGACCCGGGAUGGCCCGGCCAAGCCCGGCCAAUUUUGUGAAAACCCGGUGACCCGGCUGGUUUUAAAAACCCAGACUGGGUUGUGCACAUUAAAAAAAUAAUGGGAGUGCAGAAAACAAUAAUGGGGGUGCUUAAAGUUUAUUCACACUCUUUUUGUUUAUUAGGAAAUUGGGCUUCUAGGCUCAUUUUGUUUACGAAAAUUGGACUUGUGUUUUAAUUUAGGUUGUUGUUAUUUAUACUUUUUUAUUACUAAUACACUUCACUUGUGUUAUCAACUUU